This is a messenger RNA of Nannospalax galili (Upper Galilee mountains blind mole rat), 2579 nucleotides long. It is a transcript of the gene Gmeb2, whose product is annotated as glucocorticoid modulatory element binding protein 2. Lineage: Eukaryota; Metazoa; Chordata; Mammalia; Rodentia; Spalacidae. Bases 59 to 1651 code for a protein of 530 amino acids. Gene Ontology annotation, biological process: positive regulation of transcription by RNA polymerase II. Gene Ontology annotation, molecular function: RNA polymerase II cis-regulatory region sequence-specific DNA binding; DNA-binding transcription activator activity, RNA polymerase II-specific. The record is from RefSeq and is a predicted model, not a curated record. The transcript is spliced from 9 exons. Gene Ontology annotation, cellular component: nucleus.
GACUUGAAACCCUAGAGGAGUGAUACUGCUGACCCCAGGCAUCAUCUUUCACUGAGCCAUGGCAACCCCAGAUGUGAGCGUCCACAUGGAGGAGGUGGUAGUUGUGACAACUCCAGACACUGCAGUUGAUGGCAGUGGUGUGGAGGAAGUGAAGACAGUGCUGGUAACAACAAAUCUAGCCCCUCAUGGGGGUGACUUGACAGAAGAUAACAUGGAGACAGAAAAUGCAGCAGCUGCAGCUGCUGCAGCCUUCACAGCCUCUUCGCAACUCAAGGAAGCCGUGUUAGUGAAGAUGGCUGAAGAGGGGGAGAACUUAGAGGCUGAAAUUGUGUACCCGAUCACUUGCGGAGACAGCAGAGCUAACCUGAUUUGGAGGAAGUUUGUGUGCCCUGGCAUCAAUGUGAAAUGUGUUCAGUAUGACGAACAUGUGAUCAGCCCAAAGGAGUUCGUGCACCUGGCAGGGAAAUCUACCUUGAAGGAUUGGAAGAGAGCCAUCCGGAUGAAUGGCAUCAUGCUCAGGAAGAUCAUGGACUCUGGGGAGCUAGACUUCUACCAGCAUGAUAAGGUCUGCUCUAAUACCUGCCGUAGCACAAAGAUUGACCUGUCUGGGGCCCGUGUGUCCCUGAGCAGUCCCACAUCCACAGAGUACAUCCCACUUACACCGGCUACAGCUGAUGUGAAUGGCUCACCUGCUACCAUCACCAUAGAGACCUGCGAGGACCCUGGUGACUGGACCACAGCCAUUGGAGAUGACACAUUUGCCUUCUGGCGGGGACUGAAGGAUGCUGGUUUAUUGGAUGAGGUCAUACAGGAGUUCCAGCAGGAGCUGGAGGAGACCAUGAAAGGCCUGCAGCAGCGAGUGCAGGACCCACCCCUACAACUCCGAGAUGCUGUCCUCCUCAACAACAUCGUGCAGAACUUUGGCAUGCUGGAUCUGGUAAAGAAGGUCCUGGCCAGCCACAAGUGCCAGAUGGACCGUUCAAGGGAACAGUAUGCCCGGGACCUGGCAGCCCUGGAGCAGCAGUGUGAUGAGCACCGCCGCCGUGCCAAGGAGCUGAAGCACAAGUCCCAGCACCUCAGCAACGUGCUCAUGACAUUGACCCCAGUCUCCCUGCCAUCCCCUAUGAAGCGACCCCGUCUUGCACGGGCUACAUCUGGACCAGCUGGCAUGGCCUCCCAGGUGCUUACGCAAUCUGCACAGAUUGCCCUUGGCCCAGGAAUGCCUGUGUCCCAGCUGACCAGCGUGCCACUUGGAAAAGUUGUGUCUACGUUGCCCUCCACUGUCCUAGGCAAAGGCUCCCCUCAGGCUGCCCCAGCCAGUUCACCAGCCUCCCCGCUGCUUGGGGGCUACACAGUUUUGGCCUCCUCUGGCUCUACCUUUCCCAGCACAGUGGAGAUCCAUCCGGACACAUCUAGCCUCACAGUCCUGAGCACAGCUGCCAUGCAGGAUGGCAGUACAGUGCUGAAGGUGGUCAGCCCACUACAGCUGCUCACCCUGCCUGGCCUGGGACCCACCCUGCAGAAUGUGGCCCAGGCAUCACCUGCAGGCAGCACCAUUGUGACAGUGCCUACAGCAGCUGCCCCUGGGCCUGAGGAGCACACGGCCACUAUUGAGGUGGCUGCCGUAGCAGAGGACCAUGAGCAGAAGUAGCUGGCAUGGAGGUUAAGAUCCUUCCAAGAUGGGCUGGCUGCCUCUCCUCAGGCCACUGCAGGCAGAGGCCGCUAUAGGCAGAGGCCACUACAGACACAGGCCAUAGGGCUGGCUCAGCACAGGCAGGUCUGAUGGGCUGAACCAAAGAGUGGAAUUGCUGGAUGACACAAGGGAAGAAAAAAAUGGACAGAAUGAUGCCAGCAACCUGGACGAUCAGUCUUCACGUUCUAAACUUCCUCCCCUUUUUUCGUGGGAAACAUACUUUUCCAUCUGUUGCUUGUUAAUCCUGUUUACACUUUGGGCCUUGAGCAGGAACCAGGGGAACAAUGACCAGGAGGAGGCCGGGGUGCUUCCGGUGUAGCAGCAGAGCCAGCACCAGAGCCUAGCUGAUCACAGGUCCUAGUGCCUGCACCCCUAUGGGGCCAAACCUGCUGGAACAUUAUUGAUACAUGUCUUGGGCAGCAUGCCCAAGUGUGGAAGCCAUAGAUCCUAUGGAUUUGGUCUCUUCCCACAGUUCUCUGUAGGUUCAGUAUGGCCAGUGCCCAUGCUCCUUCAGUGUGGGAACAUGCCCUGGGGCUGAGUGCAAACCCCAGGCAGGACCCCUCCCUGCCCCACAGACACUCAGGUGGUCAAGGGGCCUCAUGUACCAGGCAAGGUCUGGUCCCCUUUGCACAUGGGCUGCAGGUGUUUUUAAGUAAAUUGUUUAGUAGGCUUCUAGGAAGAAUCAAAUUUAUUGUGUUUUCAACCAAAACAAUGCUGAGUGCCUAGGCUUCCUGAGUCAGUUCUGGGAGGGACCCAAGGUACCUGUAUAGGCACCUAGUCAGGUGCUGGAGGUCUCAGGCAGUGUCCUUCCUUGAGACGAAGCUCUGGAGGAUUCGUAUGGAGGUUUGCCUUCAGACUCGCGGUGGCUCUCUGUGUGCAGCCUACU